CGCUGAUUGAGACCAUGACACCAGCCAAAGUAGCCCUCGUAACAGCCGGCUCCCGAGGCGUCGGGGCGGCGAUAGCGCGCGCCCUCGCUCGCGACGCCCACCUCCGCGUGGCUAUCAACUACCACUCCGACCAGACAGCGGCGAACAUCCUCAUCCAAGAACUCACCACCCUCUCGUCACUCUCGCGGAGCUCCACCUCCAACUUCAUCGCCCUGCAAGGGGACAUGGGCAACCGGGCGGAUAUACUUCGCGUGGUGGCGGAGACCGUGGACGCCUUCGGGCGGCUGGAUGUGGCCGUCUCGAACGCGGGCUGGACCCGGAUGACGAAUUUCAUGGAGCUGGACGAUGCAGAUAACGAGGACGACUGGGAUAGGUGUUUCCAGAUGAAUGUGAAGAGCCACUUUCAUUUGUUCCAUGCGGUGCGGCCGCAUCUGGAGGCGACGGAGGGGGCGUUUGUGGCGACGGCUUCGGUGGCGGGGGUGCAACCGAGUGGGAGUAGUUUGCCCUAUGCUGUGACCAAGGCGGCGUUGAUUCAUCUCGUGCGCAGCCUGGCGGUGAUUGCGGCGCCGCGGAUUCGAGUGAAUUCGGUCGCGCCGGGGGUUCUUUUGACGGAUUGGGGACGUCAGUUCUCAGAAGAGACGCUUCGCUCGGUGCAGGAGAGGAAUGCGCUCAAGCGGUUCGCAACGCCAGAGGAUGUGGCUGAUCAGGUCCGCUUCCUGGCGACGAGUCCCUCGAUUACAGGACAGAAUAUUGUCAUAGACGCCGGGUUUUCGCUAUGAAAGUUGUCCAAACAUCCUCCAAUUGCG
Molecule: messenger RNA, 806 nt
Organism: Aspergillus saccharolyticus JOP 1030-1
Lineage: Eukaryota; Fungi; Ascomycota; Eurotiomycetes; Eurotiales; Aspergillaceae
Product: SDR family NAD(P)-dependent oxidoreductase
Exons: 4
Coding region: 15-779 (254 amino acids)
Molecular function (GO): oxidoreductase activity
Source: RefSeq, a predicted model, not a curated record